GGGGGGGCUGGGGGGGCAGGUGAGGGUUAGGGACAGGGUCUUCACCACAGGGCAGUGGGCAUGGAGCAGGCUGCCCAGGGCUGUGGGCACGGCACUGAGUACUGGAGUUCAUGGAGCGUUUGGACACCUCUCUCAGACACAGGGCUUGGGUUUGGGUGGUGCUGUGUGGAGCCGGGGGUUGGACUCAGUUCUGGGUCCCUUCUGACUUGGGAUGUUCUGUGAUUCUCUCCUGGUCGGUACAAUGACUAUAGUUUUGCCUUUGAAAAUGUAGUGCCAGCUCUUCCUUUUUUGUGUGUAUUUUUUUUUCCUUUUAUUUGUCCUUUAUCUCCGAAGAUAACCUUUUAUAACUAUUAAGUAUUUACACUGUUUGUUGGAGCUGAAACAUGGCUGAAUGAUAACGGCGCUUAACGUUCUUGGAGAGAACAGCAGCACAAAUAUCCAGCUUCAGUGUUGUUGACUGUAAGUGAACCACUUCAGUUUGUUUGCCAGUGCAGCACAUUGCCACCAAGUGUUACGUACCCAGGAUUGCCCAGAAUGUAGUCUAACUAAAUGUGACAUCUAACUUAAUCUAACGUUUCUUGAGAUCUCUUACCAUAAGCUAGGCAGGGAGCUGGAAGAAAUGCAAUUGCUGUUGCUGUCUUGGGCAGGCAACAUUCUUUGAAUCGCUCAUUUGUGCAAUAUAGAAAAGGUCAAUAAGAGAUUCUGAGGCAGGUAAUCUGGCCUCGAGUUAUUUUAUCUCCAUACUUCUCAAAGACCGCACGCAACUCAAAAUGAAUUGCAUCAGAUAAAGAAAUGACUGAUUAGAAUGAUUCGGUAUGAAUCUGUGUGACAGACAUACUUUAAGAGACCAUAAUUUAUGACCUGUUGAAUGAAAAAAAAAGUAAUGGUGGUGAUGCUGGAUAAAGUGGAGGAGCUUAGUGAUGCAGAAGGCAGCCUAAAAUUAUCCACAGUCCGUUUUGAAUGAUCCAUCACCCUUGGUGUGACAAAGUAGAGGAAGUCCUUGAGGCCAAGAGCAUAGCUGUCUGCAGAGGAGGGAAGGGGCUGGAAGUUUACCUUCAUGUCAAGAGUGUGCAGUGAGAUGAUUGCUGACAAAAUCCUUCUGCAAGGUUAAACUUCGUUCUUCUAGAUGGAAGUUUGUGUGUUAGAAAACGAGGCAAGACCUCGGUAAGGGGCAAAUAACGUAAGUAAUUCUGUGGUCUGUCGUUCCAUUAGCGUUUCUUAUCCUAUUUUAAUGUUCUGGAUAGCAAAACAGCUAUUUUGGUUUGAGCUGGCUUAGCAGUUUCAUUCCAAAAGCUGAAGUUCGGGGAGUGCAUCGCAGUGGACCACACAGAGGAGCAUCCAAGAACGUGCAGCCUGAACAGCAGUGGGUUGCAGUGUGUGAUGCCAGCCCAGGGUGCUGUGGGGUGGUUUUGGUCAUUGCAGGAAUUUAUAGAGGCAGUGUUUUCCACAGGCAGCAUUACAGGCUGUAAUAAACCUGUACGGUGAUGGCCUCCUGUACACUUUGUCUCCCAUACAAAAAGCAAAUGCUUCAUGUAGACGUGGCCUGUCUUACUGAAUGCAAAUCACUGCUGAUUUUUGUGCUGUGUUUUGGUGGCUGUUUCUGUAGAGGUACUAAAUUGUGGUGGUUUCACCCUGAGGGACAACUGAACUCCACAACUGCUGUCUUAUUCCUCCUCCUCAAAGGAAGAGGGGCAGAAAAUACAGUGGAGAAGGGCUCAAGGGCUGAGAUAAGGACAGAGAGAUCACUUAGCAGUUACUGGCAUGGCUGAAACAGACUCAGUACUGGGAGAGUAAUAUAAUUUAUAGCCUGUUACUAACAGGAUAGACCAGUGAGAACUGAAACCAAGCUAAAAACAUGUUCUCCCCCACAUCCAAGGGAGUGGGGGCUGUGGUCAGUCCAUAACGCUUUGUCUCUGCCACUCCUCCUUGGUCGCUCUCUGCUCCUUCUCCAUGUAGGUCCCUCCCACAGGAUGCUGUCCUUCCGGAGCUGAUCCCACCUGGGCUUCCCACAGGCUGCAGCUCUCCAAGCUCUACUCUGACAUGUCUCUGUACCACAGGCCCCACCCUUCAGGUUUUGCUUCAGCAUGGGGCCCCACAGGUAGCAGCUCCCCCAGCCCUCCUGCCCCACUGCAGUCUCGUCUCCGUGGGCUGCAGCUCCAGCUGGAGGUUGCUCCUCCAGAGGUUGGGGGAGGUUGGUCCCUCCAUGGGCUGCAGCCUCCUGCAGGCAUCAGCCACUGCUGCGCAUGGAAAUCUGCUUUGCAUAGUGCCCAUGGGCUGCAGGGAGCCAGCUUGCUCCACCAUGGGCUCACGGAGGGCACCCCUGCAGCCCCCCACUCACCAAAGCCUUGCCUAAAGUACUUUUUGUGGCUUGUUUUCUCUUGUUCAUGUGAAUCAGUCAAUAUUUUAAUUUUUAACUGGCAAAAAUAGUGGAAUAUGAUCAAAGUGUAAUUCCUCAGAGAAGUACUUAAAGUCAGCUAAGUGAAGAACUGCAACACUGCAGUUGUUACAAAUUAACUAUUGCAAUAUGUUUGCUUUGAGAACGUGUCUGUGUGGUUAAGUGGCUUUGGUUUAAGUAUAUAAGCACUAUAAGCAACCAGAAGUGAAAUGUCUCUCUGCAUUCAAGUUUGUUCUUUGUAGUAUUUUUUUCUUUUCUCCCACAGUUGAAAACUGACAGCUGAGUGCUGCCCUUUGUGGCUGAUAGCAGCAGUGACUCAUCCCAAUUUUACUGUUCUGCUCUUGGUUAACUUGCUCGGUGUGGGGAUUUCCUGCAGUCCUCUGGAUACCGGUGGUUCUGAUUACCUUCCAGAUGUUUGUCAUUCCUGCAGAUGUAUGUGACUGUACUGCUUGUCUGCCUGCAGCUUCUCCACUUUUCAGCCCGUGUUUGUGUAGUUCAUGCCCUAAUCUCUGAUCACAGUAUCCAUCCUUGCCUUCCUGUGCUGCUUUUAGUAUGUGUUAUUCUUUCUUUUCUCCUUGAAACUUGCAUUAACCUACAUGGGUACAUGGCCUAGGGGCUGAGAGGGGAAGGAGGCUCUGUUCUGCAGGGAGGCACCUAUAGCAGCCACCCACUCAGUUUUGAUCCACAAUUAAUGAGAUGUUGAGCAAGUUCUUAGUAUCCUCUGCAUUCCCUGCCUUCCUUUUUUAUCUGACACAUUUUUGCUGAAACUCCCAAGCUCUGCCCCUCAGUGCUGUGAUAUGCUUUGAGUUUUGGAAGGCCACAUCUGAGCGAGUGCAAAGUUAUAUCCAAAAGGAAAACUGCAGUCAGGGAGGAGGGGACUGAUCUCACCACAGUAGCCCAGACAGCAAUUAGUCUCUGCUUGGAAUCAGCUCCACUCUUUUUUUUUUUUCUUUUUUAAUAUUUAUUUAUUUGGGAAACAGCAGGGUUUUGUGGUUUGUAAGCUCAGUAGUGAGACUGAUAAAUGAGAAGGCUGCAUCUUGUGACUUGGCUCUUCUUGUCAGCAGGACCUAUGAAAGCGUGUGAUUUGGGGGUUUUUGAGCAUCAUGUGCUGUUCUGGUUUAAGACAAGACAGCUGUAUUGUCCUUGAUUCACUUUGAAUGUGAGAUUGUUAGCUCAGGGGGCUUCCUUAUCUUCAUAAUGUCAGUAUUUGAGCAGGUAUUGCAUUUUUUUCCUCCGGACAGUACUCCCUGCUUUCACAGAUGAGACAGGCUGAGAUGCUACAUCAAACAGAAAAACCCCUUGUUCCUUCCUGGUCUCCAUUUAUGAGGUGUGCAGUGAAGGAGAAAACUUCCAAGGUUGGCAGUUUGUAAGAUGCAGUUGAAUCCAUGCUCUCAAACUAUGACAUCCUUUCUCAGUCCAGUAUCCAGCAGCACUCACUGAAGAAGAGAGACCUCCAGCCUGAGACUCAUGUAGAGAGGCUUUUAAGUUUCUCAGCCCUGCAAAGGCACUUUAAAUUAUACUUAACUGCAACUGCUGAACACUUUUCAGAAAGAUUUCAAGCAUUAAUUGUGGAUGGUGAAGGGAAGGAAAAGGAGUAUCGUGUUCAAUGGCAAGACUUUUUCACGGGACAUGUUGUUGGGGAGCAUAAUUCCAAAGUUGUGGCACACAUCGGGGAUGAAGACUUUACUGUAAGAAUCAAUACUGAUGGAGAAGAAUACAAUAUAGAGCCCCUGUGGAGAUUUAUAGAUAAUGUUCAAGAUGAAAGAUUGCUGGUCUACAGAUCUGAAGAUAUCAAAGAUUUCUCACGUCUGCAAUCCCCUAAAGUAUGUGGUUAUUUAAAGCUGAACGAAGAUGAACUUUUACCUAAAGGACUGGAAGAGAGUAAACAAAAUGAAGCAAGCAUCCACCGGGAGAAAAGAGCCAUUCCAGAGAGCUCCAAAGAUACCUGCAAGAUGUUGGUAGUGGCAGAUCAUCGGUUUUUCAAGUACAUGGGCCGAGGGGAAGAGAGUACUACUAUAAACUAUUUGAUUGAAUUGAUAGACAGAGUGGAUGACAUCUACCGAAAUACUUCGUGGGACAAUGAGGCCUUCAAAGGUUACGGCAUACAAAUAGAGCAGAUUAUCAUCCACAGUGAGCCAGAACGUGUAGCACCUGGAGGAAAGCAUUACAAUAUGGCAAAAAGUUAUCCAGAUGACAAGAAGGAUGCCUGGGAUGUGAAAAUGCUGCUAGAGCAAUUUAGCUUUGAUAUUGCUGAGAAAGCAGCUCAUGUGUGCCUUGCUCAUCUCUUCACAUACCAAGAUUUUGAUAUGGGAACACUUGGACUGGCUUACGUUGGUUCUCCCAGACCUAACAGCCAUGGUGGCAUUUGUCCUAAAGCUUAUCACAGUCCGAUUGUAAAGAAGGACAUCUAUCUGAACAGUGGCUUAACCAGCACCAAGAACUAUGGGAAAACCAUCCUCACAAAGGAGGCCGACUUGGUUACAACGCACGAACUUGGCCAUAACUUUGGAGCAGAGCAUGACCCUGACAGUCUGCCAGAAUGUGCCCCCACGGAAGACCAGGGAGGGAAAUACGUUAUGUAUCCAAUUGCUGUCAGUGGAGAUCAUGAAAACAAUAAGAUGUUCUCAAGCUGCAGCAAAAAAUCCAUCCAUAGGACCAUAGAGGUCAAGGCCCAGGAGUGCUUCAAAGAGCGCAACAACAAAGUGUGUGGGAACUCCAGGGUGGACGAAGGGGAGGAAUGCGAUCCUGGCCUCUUGUACCAACGAGUUGAUCCCUGCUGCUCUGCAGACUGCAAACUGAAAGAUGGUGCCAAAUGCAGUGAUCGGAACAGCCCCUGCUGUAAAGGCUGCCAGUUUGAAAGUGCCCAGAAAAAAUGCCAAGAAGCCAUAAAUGCCACUUGUAAAGGAGAGUCUUUUUGCACGGGGAACAGCAGCGAGUGCCCUCCUCCUGGCAAUGCUCCAGACGACACAAUCUGUGUGGACAUGGGGAAGUGCAAGGAUGGCGAGUGCAUCCCUUUCUGCGAGAGGGAGAAGAACCUCCGCUCGUGUGCCUGCAAUGAAACGGAUAACUCCUGCAAGGUGUGCUGCCGGGACGAGCAGGAUCGGUGCACGCCCUACGUCGACGCCAACAACCAGUUCCUGUUUCUGCGCAAGGGGAAGCCUUGUACCGUGGGCUUCUGUGACUCAAAUGGCAAAUGUGAGAAGCAAGUACAGGACGUGAUUGAACGAUUUUGGGAUUUCAUAGACCAACUUAGCAUCAACACCUUUGGGAAGUUCCUGGCAGAUAACAUAGUGGGCUCUGUGCUCGUCUUCUCCUUGCUGUUUUGGAUUCCUCUCAGCAUCCUUGUGCACUGUGUGGACAAGAAAUUGGACAAGCAAUAUGAGGAGAACAACAAGUCUCUGUUCUGCGCCAGUAACGCGGAGGUGCCCAGCAGCCUGGACUCGGCCUCUGUGCGCAUCAUCAAGCCCUUCCCCGCGGCGCAGCCCACCAGUCGGCACCAACCCCUGCAGCCCAUCGUGGCUGCGCCCGCGGCCGCCACGGCUCCCAAGCAGGACCACCAAAGAAUGGACACAAUUCAGGAGGACCCCAGCACCGACUCUCAUAUUGACGAGGACGGGUUUGAGAAGGACCCUUUCCCAAACAGCAGCUCAGCUGCCAAAUCUUUUGAGGACCUGACGGAGCACCCCGUCACCAGGAGUGAGAAAGCGUCGUCUUUUAAGCUACAACGCCAGAACCGAGUGGACAGCAAGGAGACGGAGUGCUGAUGUCCCGCUGCCUCCCGCCCUACGGCUCCCGCGUGCUAAAGUUCCUCUGGAUCUAAAACCAUUUCAUUUCUAUAAAUACAGAUAUAUGUAUAUAUAUUUUUGUGAGGGAGUGGGAGAAAUAAGGAAGCGACCUACUGCAGAUGCUGGUCAUGUGUAUGACCUUCCUUGAAUUACGUUUAUUAGAGCGUUCUAUCUUGUACAAAGCGGAAAUCCAACCGGAGCCGGGCUUGGUUUUGAAGCUCGUUGGAUUGUUCUAUUUUCUCGACCUCUAACAUUUCCUUCAACCUGUGGUGCAGAACAAAAUUUCCUCCUGGAUAUCACGUUGUGUAUCCGCCUUUUGUAAUGCAAUGCGUUGCAGUCUGGUGGCACUGAUAGAUGAAAUUAAGGGGCUUUGCCAGCAAAGCAAAUACUGCGCGGUGUGUUCCGUGUGGAGCAGAUCCUGUGAGGUACAGGUAAGCCAAAGUGUAAGCAUUACACAGAACCUGGAGAACGGGAGGAAACAAAAAUACACUUUGUGGGCAUAUAAUGUGGGGCUGCAUAAUCAGCAUCAGGAAGUUUGUGAGACAGCUUCUGAAUAAAUAAAAGGGUUGUGCAGAGGCUGUUAAACCCUACUUGGUGCCUGGAGAUGCCCCUCCGGCUGUGACGCUGCCGUGUCCCUGUUUUCACUGCAGGGAAAUGUUCCCCCUGGGGGUUUUCCCACUGCAGGGGGGUGUGUGGGGUGCAGGGGGCAGGGAAGGGAAGGGAGAGAAGUGGAGAAAUCACCUAUACGGAUGAGGGCUGUUUGAACCACUUAUGGAUGUUUCAGUGCAGAAAUGUUUCUCUGAUGGUUUUUCUGUUGUUAUUAAUUAGGUAACGCUAUUGUUGAGCUAUUCACUCUGUUGAGCCUGGGAAGCUCUUAAAAAUAACUGAAAGAGUCCUGCACUCCAUGCAGGGGAGCAGAUGUUAGUUAGAACAUGUGAAGCUGAACAAUGAAAAAGCAAGCUUUGUUAGUCUUACAGGGCCUGUGCUGUGCUAGGGAGGAGAUGUUGUGAACUCGAAUUUCCACACGGCUAAUACAGUGUGAUGUUAACAGCUGGUAACUCGUUGGUGUCCUUCAGUUGGAGCUCUGUAACAUGGGAUGUGUGGGCCGGGAGCAGCGCUGAAGCCUGAGGUCAGCCUGGUAUCAGGUGGACUGACAGGGUGAGGCCCAGAGCAGCUAUCACGGAAGCAGAGCACCUUAUUGUGCCUGUUUUCUCCCCUAAGAAUGCAUUAUUAAAGCUGACACAGUGUGUGAAUGGCCUGGAACCAUUUUAGCUGUUACAAGCCUGCGCUCAGCCACCAGGGAGGCAGAGCUGGGGUAAGCGUUGGUCAUCUUCAAUGUGAUGGAAAGGAAGCGAACCUGUGAUGAGAGGAGCGCGAGUGCCGCUCUGCCUUCCCCACCCCGAUACUUGUUACACUGAUACUUGAAUGUGUGCCUUACCGUGUUCUAUCUGAUAGCCCUUCUUUUAUAUACUGGUUUUGGUUUGGUUGUUUUGUUGGUUUUGUGUUGUUUUCUGUUUUUUUGAUUCAGUGCAAAGUACAUGUGUGAGGAGUUAAUUUAAUUCCCAGUACAGUCAAAGCUUUUUAUAUUAAAAUCAACUGAACAAAA
This is a messenger RNA of Gallus gallus (chicken), 7786 nucleotides long. RefSeq names its product ADAM metallopeptidase domain 17 (gene ADAM17). NCBI's taxonomy places the organism in Eukaryota, Metazoa, Chordata, Aves, Galliformes, Phasianidae. The coding region runs from base 3781 to 6159 and encodes 792 amino acids. The record is from RefSeq and is a predicted model, not a curated record. Gene Ontology annotation, cellular component: plasma membrane. The transcript has 19 exons. Gene Ontology annotation, molecular function: metalloendopeptidase activity. Gene Ontology annotation, biological process: Notch signaling pathway; membrane protein ectodomain proteolysis.